Molecule: messenger RNA, 1092 nt
Organism: Letharia lupina
Lineage: Eukaryota; Fungi; Ascomycota; Lecanoromycetes; Lecanorales; Parmeliaceae
Exons: 5
Coding region: 1-1092 (363 amino acids)
Source: RefSeq, a predicted model, not a curated record
AUGGCCCACCAAGAGAAAGUGUCAAAGUAUAUCUGUGGUAAUCUCAUUGCGCUUCGAUGGCACGGAAAGGAUGCAAACGCCGUUGCGAAAGCAAAGAGUGCUUUCGAGAAAUUGCUGGCUGCUGCUAAUAAAGAGAAACGUCGUCUUCGGUACCAAACAGCGCCCAGCAACUCCGGCAACAUACGGAAAAAUGAUCGGUCGCGCGUCGAAGUCCUCGAGCACCUUCUCGAGAAAUUGGAACGAGAGAGCUUGGCUCUUGUCCGGCAGUCAGAAGCUGCGUGCGAGCUCCUUGGAGCACGCGUUGAAGAAUUAGACGAGCAGGUUCAAGAACAAAGUCGACAGGAAGACUUCCUCCUGGAGCGUUUGUACUACUGGCGCCAGAGACUUAGUGACCUGGAGAAGUCGAAGCAAUACGAGGAGCGGCGACUUCAGAAUCUUAUCAGUAAUCUCAAGGACAAAUACAUGAGGGAACAGAUGUACCGAUUGAUAAAUGAGCGAGAUCCUUAUCAUAUUAUCAGUAACAAGGACCAAGAGAUCAACGGCAUGAGGAGGUUGUGCGCCUUUGCAGAAGAUGAUGGCCCGCAGUCAGCAGCAACCAAGGACACCAAAGAGCCAAAAUCGAACGACGACCCGACCCCAUACUGGCUUACUCACAAUACUCCACAAGACUAUUUUAGUAUACAACCAUCGCCAGAGCCACAGUCUCCCGAGUCUCUUCAAUUCGGUCCCUGCUCACCUGACCAUCAUGGAUCGGAACUCAGCCACAUUCCAAGUCAGGGCUGGUUGUCUGACGAAGAGCUUGAGAGCGCUCACGUCGAUAGUGACUUGAGUCAGGGUCGAAAUGGAGAGGAGGGAAAUCUCGACGAUGUCGAGAAGCUCAAAGCAGAAGUCGAGAUGCUUCGGCUCCAAGUACGAGUCAUUGAAGACAAGAACAUGGCCAACGCCGAGCAGGAGCGAAAACGGGGCAAGUUGUAUGCUGAGUUCCUACGAUGGGCGCCGAAGGUUCAGCAGGAAGGUUGGCUCACGAACAAGGUUCGGAAGGCGUAUGCAGCCUGUCAAAAGAUGGUUGAGGCGCUGGAAUCAGGAGACUGA